AACACACAAAGCAACGAUGAAGACGAGGGCAGCAGAGAUGAUGCUCUGCUCGGAACCUCUAAUCAUGGGAGGAGCUUCAGCAACCAUGGAGGUGCGGAACCGACCCGAUCCGCCGAUGAAGAUCAGACCUCAGAUGACGAAGAUCAGACCUCAGAUGACGAAGAUCAGACCACAGAUGAUGAAGAUCAGACCACAGAUGAUGAAGAUCAGACCUCAGAUGAUGAAGAUCAGACCUCAGAUGAUGAAGAUCAGACCACAGAUGAGGAAGAUCAGACCACAGAUGAUGAAGAUCAGACCUCAGAUGAUGAAGAUCAGACCACAGAUGAUGAAGAUCAGACCACAGAUGAUGAAGAUCAGACCUCAGAUGAUGAAGAUCAGACCUCAGAUGAUGAAGAUCAGACCUCAGAUGAUGAAGAUCAGACCACAGAUGAUGAAGAUCAGACCUCAGAUGAUGAAGAUCAGACCUCAGAUGAUGAAGAUCAGACCACAGAUGAUGAAGAUCAGACCUCAAAUGAUGAAGAUCAGACCACAGAUGAUGAAGAUCAGACCACAGAUGAUGAAGAUCAGACCUCAGAUGAUGAAGAUCAGACCUCAGAUGAUGAAGAUCAGACCUCAAAUGAUGAAGACCAGACCUCAGAUGAUGAAGAUCAGACCUCAAAUGAUGAAGAUCAGACCACAGAUGAUGAAGAUCAGACCUCAGAUGAUGAAGAUCAGACCUCAGAUGAUGAAGAUCAGACCUCAAAUGAUGAAGACCAGCAUGAAUGUCCUCACAUCACGUGACUCCGCAGGCCCCUGGGGGAGCAGCGGGGUCUGGGUCGGGUUCUCUGGGGGGGGGGUGUCACGGCUGCGACACCGGCAGGCCCGCCGUUACGUAACGACGCCGCCCCGUCACCUCUGACCGCAGCGGGUCCGGUGGUCUCCGCGGACCGACCCGCCUCCGAUCGGGACGCAACGAGAGCAGCUGAAGGCCCGCAGGCCCCGCGGCUGCGGCCGCGCACAUGCACGCGCGCAGGGCU
Molecule: messenger RNA, 1016 nt
Organism: Oryzias latipes (Japanese medaka)
Lineage: Eukaryota; Metazoa; Chordata; Actinopteri; Beloniformes; Adrianichthyidae
Source: RefSeq, a predicted model, not a curated record